This is a messenger RNA of Mangifera indica (mango), 3012 nucleotides long. Its product is annotated as homeobox-leucine zipper protein HDG5-like. The record is from RefSeq and is a predicted model, not a curated record. Gene Ontology annotation, biological process: regulation of DNA-templated transcription. The transcript is spliced from 12 exons. Bases 177 to 2603 code for a protein of 808 amino acids. NCBI's taxonomy places the organism in Eukaryota, Viridiplantae, Streptophyta, Magnoliopsida, Sapindales, Anacardiaceae. Gene Ontology annotation, molecular function: DNA-binding transcription factor activity, RNA polymerase II-specific; lipid binding; DNA binding.
GGGAGAGAGAAAGGAGGGUUUAGAAAGAAUAGCGAAGCGGAAAAGAAAGAGAACAGAAGAGAGCUUGAGAUUUGCUCAGUUUCCCCAAAACACCGACACACUGGUGGUGGAGUGGUUUGAGUGAAGAGGAGUGCAAGAAGUGGAAGCCUAGUUGAAAACUUUCGGUAUCUAAUAAAAUGUUUGGAGAUUGCCAAGUGAUUUCGACGAUGGGAGGGAACAUAGUUUCAACAGAAAAUCUCUUUUCAUCACAGCCGGCGUUACAAAACCAAAACUUCAACUUCAUGCCUUUCCAUCCUUUUUCCCCCAUGGCUACUAAAGAAGAGAAUGGAUUAUUGAUGAGAAGUACUAAAGAGGAGAUGGAUAGCGGGUCUGGCAGUGAACAGGCUGAAGACAAGUCGGGGAAUGAGUUAGAGAGCAAUGAGCAACAACCCGGCCAAAAGAAGAAACGCUAUCACAGACACACUGCUCGCCAGAUCCAAGAAAUGGAAGCCUUGUUUAAAGAAUGCCCACAUCCAGAUGACAAACAGAGGAUGAAACUGAGCCAAGAACUCGGCCUCAAGCCACGACAAGUGAAGUUUUGGUUCCAAAACCGGCGAACCCAGAUGAAGGCGCAACAAGACCGGACCGAUAAUGUGAUACUUAGAGCAGAAAAUGAGACCUUAAAGAAUGAGAAUUACCGGCUGCAAACGGAGCUGCGCAAUGUUAUAUGUCCUAACUGUGGAGGUCCAGCCAUGCUAGGGGGCAUUUCCUUUGAAGACCUUCGCCUCGAAAACGCCCGCCUUAGAGAAGAGUUAGAUCGUGUGUGUUGUAUUGUUUCGCGAUACAACGGGAGGCCAAUGCAAACAAUGGGUCCAGCUCCUUCUCUAAUUCCUCCUUCAUUGGACUUGGACAUGAAUAUAUAUUCAAGGCAUUUUUCGGAGCCUAUAACUACUAGCACUGACAUGAUGCCGAUGCAAAUGCUUCCUGAUACUUCAAAUUUCCCAGAGAGUGGUCUGGUGUUGAUGGAAGAGGAGAAGUCUAUUGCAAUGGAGCUAGCUAUCUCAUCCAUGGAUGAACUUGUUAAGAUGUGCCGACUAAACGAGCCUCUGUGGAUUCAUAACAGUGAAAAUGGAAAGCAAUUUCUUAAUCUUGAUGAGCAUGCCAGGAUGUUUGCAUGGCCUUUGAAUUUCAAGCAGCACUCAACCGAGCUCAGGACCGAAGCCACUCGUGAUAGCGCCGUGGUUAUAAUGAAUAGCAUCACUCUAGUUGAUGCCUUUCUUGAUGCAAAUAAAUGGAUGGACCUGUUUCCUUCCAUUGUUGCUAGAGCAAAGACUAUUCAAAUAAUUGCUUCUGGUAUUUCUGGAGCAACUGGUUCUCUUCACCUGAUGUAUGCAGAAUUGCAAGUUCUUUCUCCUUUGGUUCCCACUCGGGAGACAUAUUUCCUGCGUUAUUGCCAACAGAAUAUUGAGGAAGGAACUUGGGCUAUUGUUGAUUUUCCCAUUGAUGGCUUCCAUGUAAACAUUCAGCCUUCGUUUUCUCUAUACAGAAGACGCCCAUCCGGCUGCAUUAUACAAGACAUGCCCAAUGGUUACUCAACGGUUACAUGGGUAGAGCACGCCCAGGUUGAAGAGAAACCUAUUCAUCAGAUAUUCAGUCACUUUGUCUACGGCGGCAUGGCCUUCGGAGCGCACCGCUGGUUGGGAGUCUUACAAAGGCAAUGCGAGAGAGUGGCCAGCCUGAUGGCCAGAAACAUCGCCGACCUCGGAGUAAUACCCUCUCCGGAAGCACGAAAGAACUUGAUGAGGCUAGCCCAGAGAAUGAUUCGAACAUUCUGCGUCAACAUUAGCACUUCCAGCGGCCAGUCGUGGACGGCGUUGUCGGAUUCCCCCACUGACACUGUCAGAAUCACAACAAGGAAAAUCACAGAGCCUGGUCAACCUUAUGGCGUCAUUCUUUGCGCCGUCUCAACAACUUGGCUGCCAUAUUCUCACACCCAAGUCUUUGAUCUCCUGAGGGACGAACGCCGCAGAUCUCAGCAGCUUGAUGUUCUUUCCAAUGGGAACGCCUUACAUGAGGUGGCUCAUAUUGCUAAUGGCUCUCAUCCAGGAAACUGCAUUUCUCUUCUUCGAAUCAAUGUGGCGAGUAACUCAUCUCAGCACGUAGAGCUAAUGCUGCAAGAGAGCUGCACGGACCAGUCGGGAAGCCUUGUUGUGUACACCACCAUUGACGUUGAUUCCAUUCAGCUGGCGAUGAGCGGCGAGGAUCCGUCGUGCAUCCCGCUUCUCCCUUUAGGGUUUGUCAUAGUCCCGGUGGAACCCAUGAAGGAGACUACAAGCGGCGGCGAGGGCAACUCGAUCUCAUCAUCUGAAGAUGCCAAUAUCCCAAACUCAGGAUGUCUACUCACAGUCGGGCUUCAAGUUCUCGCCAGCACAAUCCCAUCAGCCAAACUAAACCUCUCCAGCGUCACCGCAAUCAAUAACCAUCUCUGCAACACGGUGAACCAAAUCGGCGCUGCUCUCAGUAGCGGCACAAACAUAGCCAUGGCCAUCAACACCAGCUACACUGAGAGUAAUGGCAACCUUGUAGGCUCUAGCCUGGAGCCCAAUGUUGCACCGAAGCAAUAGUUGUUUAAUCAUAUGGCAAUCAUCCGAAACCUUCCCUCAAAAAAAGGUUACCCAAGCAUAAAAUCGAAAGGGCAUUUUGUUUGUUAUUUUGAUCAACCGCUAAUCCAUUUUUUUGUGGGAAGGUUUAGGAUUAAUUUCAUCAGGACGUGAAAUAAGUUAGAAGUAGUUGAAGUAUAUUAUGAUUUGGGUAAAUAAGAGACGAAUUAGUUGAUAUUGUGUGUGAUGGAAGGAGUCAAGAGCGCACCAGAUAUAAACCCUUGGUUUUUGGUGAGGCCUUAAAGAAGACGGGGCCUCACCACCCAGCAAGGGUGGUGGUUCGGGUAUUGACUUCUGCUUAGCUCGUUGGCCUUUUGGUUUGUAUCGAAUUUAAUGCUCUCUGUUGAGUUGUUAUUUUAUACACAUUUCUCUC